AUGGAGGCGCGGCCGCUGGCCCCACGGAGCUUCCUCUGCAGGACGCUGAGUCCUUUUCCUCGGGUCUUUGCUGCCGAAGCUGUGGCCGCCGAUCCCAAGGCUCUUGUAGAGGACCAGGAACUGUCUUCUUUCGUCUCAGAACCCCAAUACCCGGAAUCCGGAUGGGACCGCCUCCGGGAGCUGUUUGUCAAAGAUGAACAGCAGAGAACUUCAAAAGAACUUCAGGAUAUUUACAAGGCAGCAAUUUCAGCAGGCAUCAUCGGCUGGGCAUAUGGGGGAAUACCAGCAUUUAUUCAUGCUAAACAGCGCUACAUAGAGCAGAGCCAAGCAGAAGUUUACCGCAACCAGCUUGAUGCUGUGCAAUCUGCCCAUCGUGCUGCUACACGAGGCUUCAUCCGGUAUGGCUGGCGCUGGAGUUGGAGAACAGCCAUGUUUGUGACUAUAUUCAAUACAGUUAACACUGGUCUAAAUGUUUACCGAAAUAAAAAUGCCUUAAGUCAUUUUGUCAUUGCAGGAGCUGUCACAGGAAGUCUUUUUAGAAUAAACUUAGGCCUGCAUGGCCUAGUAGCUGGUGGCAUAAUUGGAGCCUUGCUGGGCACUCCUAUAGGAAGCCUAUUGAUGGCACUUCAGAUGUACUGUGGUGAGACAGUUCAGGAGAGAAAACAGAAGGAUCGAAAAGCAUUCCAGGAGCUGAAACUGGAAGAACGGAAAGCCAGACUACAAUUUACUGACCUCCUUCCUGAAGAAAUUGAAAGUAAUUUACAGAAAGAUCGAUCCAAGGAUGAUGCUCAGAAAAUUGAAGCACUGCUAAAUCUUCCUAGAAACCCUUCAUCAACAGAUAAACAAGACAAAGACUAA
This is a messenger RNA of Rangifer tarandus platyrhynchus (Svalbard reindeer), 858 nucleotides long. The record is from the annotation of a GenBank genome assembly. Lineage: Eukaryota; Metazoa; Chordata; Mammalia; Artiodactyla; Cervidae.